Molecule: messenger RNA, 3783 nt
Organism: Drosophila takahashii
Lineage: Eukaryota; Metazoa; Arthropoda; Insecta; Diptera; Drosophilidae
Gene: Myc
Product: Myc
Biological process (GO): regulation of transcription by RNA polymerase II
Molecular function (GO): protein dimerization activity; RNA polymerase II cis-regulatory region sequence-specific DNA binding; DNA-binding transcription factor activity, RNA polymerase II-specific
Source: RefSeq, a predicted model, not a curated record
CUCACUAACUUGCUAUUUGUGUGGCGUCGCGAGUUCAUCGCGAUUUCAUUUCUCUCUUCGCUUUGUGGAUUUGGAUUUUUGGCUGUUUUCCGCCCGACAAAAAAAACCCAAACACUAUUCGUAGACCAUAGCAGAGCCAGCAACACACGUUACUGAGAAAUACUACACACUACACUAAGUUACAAAAACACACGACAACGGGAAAAUGUCACAUCAAAGUUACAACAGUGCUAAAAUCGCAGAAAUACCCCGGGAUCCCUGAAUCAAAAAAGGAGAAAAACCGCGCAAAAUAUACAGCAAAUCGAAAGGAAGCUGAAAAAGAAAAACUUGUGAAAAACUAGAAAUACAAGGCAAAGAAAAAAACAGCCAGUGCAAAUUAAACGGGAAGAAUUUUUUUUGGUGUCCCUUUUUUUGGUGUUUUUUUAUUCAUCGUCUUUUCCCCCCAUUUGACGCAAAAAGUGCGCAACAACACUUGCGAGACGGCGGGAACGGGAUAGAAAUAGAUAUAGCCGACCGACCCCGACUGGAAAGCAAAGGAAACUGAAACUUAACCAAAUUGGAUUACAAUUAAUUGAAUAGAGACGACAGCCGUUCGUAGCUCAGGAACCACUACUUCGAUAUAUAUAGGAAAAGCCCAGACUCUGACACAAUGUCUCUACAUCCGCUCGACUACCGCACCGAACUGCUGAUGGGCUACGACUUCGAGUACACCCCCUUCGAUAUGGGCGAGAUCUUCGGGAUCGACAACAUCCAGCCGGUGUCCACCAUCCAGGGCGAUCUGGAGAAGAUCGGCGACGUGGACGGGGGAUUUCCCGACUAUGACAUGGAGGACGAUAUAAAGCCGGAGAUCCGCAAUGUCGACUGCAUGUGGUCCGCAAUGGCCACCUGCCUGAGCAGCGGCAAUGUGAAUGUAAAUGGCUCCAACGGUUCCAAUAACUCCGGCAGCAACAGUGCAGCCUCGUCGUACAGUGAAACCAGUGCCAUUUCCCUGGCCGUCGUUUCCGGCUCCACGAAUCCCUACAGCUCAUAUCAGCGAUCGAUCACGGAUAAUGCCACCAGCCAGACGGCGAAUGUGCAGCAGGUUGUUAGCCCCGAGAAAAUGGCCGUGGUCAUCAAAAAGGAACUGGUGGAUCUGGACUAUGUGGUCAGCCAGAAGCGCCGUCGUUUGAGCGGCAGCGAUAAGAAGUCGCAGCAGCAGCAGCUGAACCAGGACGAAGACCAAUUGAUACCGCCGGGCGGAAGUCUCCUCCGCAAGCGGAACACCAACAACACAAGCAGCAGCAGCAGCAGCAACAACAACAGCAGCCAGGCACUGGACAGCAAAUACCUGAGACCCGAUACACCGCACAGUCUCAACGACGAGGUGACCGCCGCCCCGGAAUUCAGGCACAAUGUCGAUUUGCGUGCCUGCGUGAUGGGCAGCAACAAUAUCUCGCUGACCAACGACGAUGGCAGUUACAUAAUGCAAAUCAGCCGGGAUCUGCAGAACGCCGGCAAGGAUCUGUUCCUACCAGCACGCUUCCCCAUCCCUACGAUGAACGAUGUCCUCGAUGUGCUCAACAUGCAGGUGAAUUCAACGUCGACAACAAAUGGCAACGGUAGCAGCAACAGCAACAGCCAACAGCAGACAAGCCAACAGAUUGACGAACAACAGCAGGCCAUCGAUAUAGCCACCGGCUGCAGUACAGUGGGCUCUCCGCCGACAACCGGCUCCGAUUCGGAUUCAGAUGAUGGCGAAUCGCUCAACUUUGGUCUGCGGCACCAUCGCAGCAGCAACGUAGCCAGCAAGAGCAGCAGCAACGGCAUGUUGCAGCACAUGAAGCACAUCAGCGAUCACAGCUAUACGCGCUGCAACGAUAUGGUGGACGAUGGACCCAAUCUCGAGACCCCCUCCGAUUCCGACGAGGAAAUCGAUGUGGUGUCGUAUACGGACAAGAAGCUGCCCACGAAUCCCUCGUGCCACGUGAUGGGCGCCCUGCAGACCAAGAUGGCCCACAAGAUCUCGAUCGAUCACAUGAAGCAGAAGCCGCGCUACAACAACUUCAAUCUGCCGUACACGCCGGCCAGCAGCAGUCCGGUGAAGUCGGUGGCCAACUCGCGCUACCCCUCGCCCUCGAGCACGCCCUACCAGAACUGCUCCUCCGCCUCGCCGUCCUACUCGCCGCUCUCGGUGGACUCGUCGAAUGUCAGCUCGAGCAGUUCCAGCUCCAGUUCGCACUCUAGCUUCACCGUUAACAACAAUAACAGCAAGGGACGCAAGCGAUCCUGCCUGAAGGCGGCCCCAGGUGUUUUCACGUCGAGCGUCGUUUUGCCGGGCGGCGGAAUUAUGAUGGGCAAGAAGUGUCGCGGCAAGAAGGUGGUGGGCAGUGGCGGCCACUCAUCCUCGGCCUCCUCGUCGGGCAGCACAUCGCCCGUUUCGGCCGGGCAGGAUGCCAUGGAUGCCAUGGAUCGCAACUGGCAGCGUCGCAAUGGACCCAGCAUGACCUCCAGUACGAGCGCCAGCAGCAGUGUCCUCCGGAAGGACUUUGUUUUGGGCCUGGACGAAGCCGAUACGAUCGAGAAGCGCAAUCAGCACAACGAUAUGGAGCGACAGCGUCGCAUUGGCCUGAAGAACCUCUUCGAGGCUCUGAAGAAACAGAUCCCGACGAUCAGGGACAAGGAGCGGGCUCCCAAGGUCAAUAUCCUGCGGGAGGCGGCCAAGCUGUGCACUCAGCUUACCCAAGAGGAGCACGAGUUGAGUAUGCAGCGCCAGGUGCUGAGUAUGAAGCUCAAGCAGCAGCAGGAGAUCCUGGCCCGCUACAGGCUGGUCAAAUCCGAACCGCACUCGGUCAGUGGAUAGUAGUGUUGUCAUCAUCAGGUCGCUUAAAUCUGCUUAAAGCGGCGGCGUAGAGCUAGGACCCUAUAUAUAUAUAUAUAUACUAUUUUAUGCGAUUUUUCAUUUGAUUUUUUAGACCCCCCAUGAUGAUUCUUUCUUGACCUUAAGCCUUAUAUGCAUGAUUUCUUUUUUUUUUUCAUUUUUUUUUCCGUGGAGAAACUUCAAUAUCAGUUGGUAGGUUAUUUUUAAUGAUGAUUUGCUUGCUUUGCUUUUUUUUCGUACCAUUCAAGAGGGGUUAGUAGUGUGUACAAGUGAUUUAACAAAUUUGAUUUCUUUAAUGUGAUAUAUAUAUGAUUUUCUUUCCGCGCGAUUUGAUUUGAUUUGGCAAGGAAGUUAACGGAAAACGGUUUUAUGGAAUCAAAUUGAAGUGUUUUUUUCGCUGCAUAUAUUACAAUAUACAUACUACACGUAGGACUAGUCUUAGGUAGCGUUUAGGGGUCUGUAUAUAACAUAUUCGAUAUAGGUUAUAUUAUAGUUAUUUUUUUGAAUUAGCUACUUAACCAUGAAGUAAACAAAAAGGAAAACAAGAUUUAUAAGGAGAAAACAAACGAAAAAUAAGGACAAGAAACCAAACAAUGAAAACUGAAAGUAAUAGUGAAGAAAGAUGGAGAGAGGAGGAGAGGAGAUAGAGGAAAAGAGGAGAAACACAAACUUACGAAAAGGGAAACACAAAAAGAAAAACAAAAACGGAUACGGAAAACAGACAAAAGUUACAACGAAAGAGCCACAAAGAGGAGAUAGAGCACACAAAAUCGGAAGUGAGAACGAUGAGAUAUGUUUAGGAAUAUAUUAGUAUAGCUAAAAGUAGAACUUUUGGUUGCCACCACCCCAAAAAGAGGAAACAAAGAGCCGGCUUCAAAUGGUUCCAAACUUCUUGACGAAGCAAUACGGAACCCCAUAUUUCGACC